GCAUAGCCAAAGUAAUUCACAUAAACUACCAGAUAUUAAAUUACUGGAUGAUCAUGCAAAGACAAAAUGGGAAGAAAUUCUACAUUUUAUGGUCGGAACUGACCGAAUGAGUUUACCAGGAGCCUCUGUAUUAAAAGUUGUCACUAAAGCUAACUUAAUGAGAGAAAAGGAGGGGAAGGGUCUAGAAAUAACAAAUAAGGGAUUUCAAUUUUUAUUACAAGAUGUUAAUACUCAAGUAUGGGCUUUUUUAAUUCAGUAUUUAGAUUUGGCCAGUGAGAUGUUACAUAUGAAUGUUGUUGAAGUAUUGAAUUUUUUUUUCAUGCUAGGAAGUCUGGAAUUAGGGCAGGAUUAUUCAGUUGAAGGAUUAACAGAUACGCAACGACAAUUACUUGAUGACUUAACUAAUUAUGGACUUAUCUAUAGACCCAAAAAAAGCUCAAAGAGAUAUUAUCCGACACGUCUUGCUACUACAUUAACGUCAGGAAACUCAGCCAUUGUAUCAAAUGCAGCGUCUAAUAAUCCUGCAGAUGAUGAGGAUAGCGCCACAGAACAAGGAUUUAUUAUUGUCGAAACCAAUUAUAAAUUAUAUGCCUACACAAGUUCACAAUUACAAAUUUCGGUGUUAAACUUAUUUUGCAAUCUUCAGUUUCAGUUUUCUAAUAUGGUGACCGCUGAAAUAACUCGAGAUAGUGUGAGAAAAGCAUUAAAACAUGGUAUUACUGCAAGUCAA
This is a messenger RNA of Racocetra persica, 730 nucleotides long. The record is from the annotation of a GenBank genome assembly. NCBI's taxonomy places the organism in Eukaryota, Fungi, Glomeromycota, Glomeromycetes, Diversisporales, Gigasporaceae.